Molecule: messenger RNA, 1107 nt
Organism: Purpureocillium lilacinum
Lineage: Eukaryota; Fungi; Ascomycota; Sordariomycetes; Hypocreales; Ophiocordycipitaceae
Source: RefSeq, a predicted model, not a curated record
AUGAGCAGAGCUCAGCAAUUGCUCCACGCGGGGCACACGGCGUCGCAACAUAAAUCGCCACUUUACAGCAAGUUACCGGGAGAGGUACGCGACCAGAUCUUUGCUUUCGCCCUUGCCGACUACCCGGACCCGGACCCGGCAAAGCAAUACGACUCCAUGACUUGUUAUGCGCGACCGUCAUACUUUGCGCCUCGAACGAGCGACACUCAGCUGCUUCGAACCUGUCGCGCCGUCUACAAGGAAUGCUGGCACUUGCCCUUUGCCCUUCGCGAACAGACAGCCUGGCUCACGAAUCCCGACCGAGCGCCGAAGGGUUAUGACUCGGGACAGCUUCAGCUUACACUCAAACAAAUCGCCGACUUCCACGGCAGCGAGAAGGUCGAAAUCCGCAGUCUCCGUGUAUUCGCGCAAAUGUUCAUGAUGGAGGAAAGCCGUAUGGCACAGCUGCUCAGUGUGCCGUUCUUGAAUCCGCGUGAGAUCACUCUUACCAUUAGACAUGCCGAUUGGUGGUAUUGGGAGAAUGAUCAGCCACUCAGCUUCAACGGCGAUUGGAUCAAGGGCGUUUGCGAGGCCAUGUCCAGCUCGGUUCAGCAAAUCCAUAUCGAGCUCGAAUCAUUGGAGAGGAAGAAGGAGCAAGUUGACGAGCUCGCUAAGCGGAUGGCGCGGCGUUGGUGCUUCGUUAGGGCCGAUGGUGUCGUGCUUUACGCCGAUGCCACGGACGGUGCCACCAAAGUGAGCCGCUGGUCGGGAACGAGUACCUGGCACGGACGGCGGUGGAUUCGCGACGAGGCAGAGCCUGGGAGGAUUGAUUACUAUGUCGCUACAGUCUCAUUCAGGCCGGAAGUGGUGCUCGAACGAAUUGGCGCCACAAUCAGCGAAACCGCUAGGAACCACGCGCGGCGGGGCUUAGAUUGCAUGCAUGGAGAACGAGUUAUGCUGGAUGUGCCAGGCGCCGAGGCCAUGGAGUAUGAAUACCUACCUUAUGUUGGAUCUCAUACGUAUGAAGAAUAUGAGGAAUAUGAGGAAUAUGAGGAGGAUGAGGAGGAGGACGAGGAGCAAGAUGACGAGGACGAGGAUGAUGAGGAAAACGAGGAUGAAUACGAGUAA